UGCAAAUUUAUGAUAAAUGCAUAUUACAAACUUUUAAAUAAAACAAUUAUUUAUUUUUGUUAUUUGGGUGAAAUGUGACCUAUGUUCUUGGUGAGGUUUACCCAUACAAGAUAAAAAAAACAAAACAAAUGGAGGUAAAAGAGAUGUAAUCCCCAGGGGUGAGGGUUACUGCGAUGUCAAGGCCUCUCACUCUUCACUUGAUCAUAUCGCCUGUGUUGUUCCAAACACACUCAAAUACCAAUUAGUUUCCGCCACAAAGCACCAGUUAGCUUUCAGAUAACAAUCAGUCUCUGAUAAAAGACCUAACUAAAAGAUCACAAACCAAGCUUCCUGGCGAUAAGUGAUUUAACCUUGCUCUGAACUUUUUUGAAGCGGUAAACUGUCCAAAGCAAAUAUCAAAGUUGACUAUGACUGCAUCCACCAAUGACAAUAUUUAAUGUAACACUUUCCAGGGUUUUGAACAACUGCUGACAGGGAUUGAGAGAGAAAUAACCUCAGACAGCUUAGUGCAGCCACUGCCGUCAACAAACACAGAGAUCACAUUCACAGAUUUUUCAGCCGAGUUUGAUCUCAGAUUUUAAGAGGGUUGAGGUCAAAGACGGGGACUGAAACCCCAUCUAUGGCCACUUUCAAAUUUGAGUAAAUUCACUGUUAAAUCAAGGCUUGUAUGAUUUAAUAUCUAAAAGCAUAAAAAGAAUUUACAAAAAAUGUUGGCUAACUGUUUUUGAACCGCUGUCAACAAUUUGCUGAGCUCCAACAAUGUGGUUCAAGCCUACAACUGAAGAUACAAAACUCAUCAAGCGCUUUCCUUUCACGAUUUAACAAAGUACUUUUUAAUGUCCUUCAUUCUCUAUUAUCAUCAGAUCAGGAUGAGCAUGAAUGGCACACUGGAGAAGGCGGCUCAUCACCAGGCCCUCGACCUCUCUGAAGAGCUCCCAACCAACAGCCAUCAUCACCACCACCAUCACAAUCACACCAGUCUCCAGCACACAAACUCCUUGGCCUCCACUGUGCCAGCCGGGACCCCAGUAGGUGGGUCUGGAGUGGUUGUGCCGCCGCCUUACUCCGCUGCGGAGGCUGGGGGAGGUGAAGCUCCGCUGGAGCUCCGGGGCUCUCUGGACUGCUGGGCAUGCUCAGUGCUGGUGACAGCGCAGAACCUGGUGAUCGCGGCCAUCAACGCCUGCCUGGCCGGGUUGGUUUUCGGGCUCAUCCUAAUUCCUGCCAUUGUCAUGGUGGUGUUCGGCUUCAUCUGUCAUUCAACGGUGCGCCCGCACGGCUCAUCACCAUACUGUUCGGAUCUACUGACUGACGGUGGCUGUGUGGCUCUGCUGGUUGUGGGUUUCUUGCUAGUGACUCCACUCCUAGUUCUGGCCUUGGCUGCGUACUGCCGGCUUGCUCGUCACCUUCAGCUGGGUCUGUGUUUUAUUCCGUACAGCCGUGCCGUCUACAAGAACCUUCCAGCUACCCAGUACCGUGGCUUGACAGGGGGCUGCUGUGGACAGCGAUCUGGGAAAGGAGAAGGGAAGGGGAAGGUGUGGGUGUAAAGGAAAAGGACUACACUUCUGUUGUACUGGAGAUAUGGAACGUUGUGAAAGAACACAGUACACAUUAUAGACCAAAAAAUCCCAAUCUAUAUGACAGACAAAGAAUUCCUAUUUACCAAUUUACAUUUUUUUUAUAGACAAAUACACCAUGUUUGUCAAUUUCUGAUGCCUACAUAUUUAAUGCAACUAUUAUAGCACAAUCAGUUUUAAUUAGUCAAUUUCAGUACUUGACAUUUAUAAAAUAAUCUAAUUCAAAUAUCCAAAAAUGAUGUGUAUGUACUCUUUGUAUAACAAACACUAUCUGCCUUA
Messenger RNA from Sinocyclocheilus anshuiensis, 1853 nucleotides. RefSeq names its product transmembrane protein 88-like. Gene Ontology annotation, molecular function: PDZ domain binding. The transcript is spliced from 2 exons. Gene Ontology annotation, cellular component: plasma membrane. The record is from RefSeq and is a predicted model, not a curated record. The coding region runs from base 837 to 1544 and encodes 235 amino acids. NCBI's taxonomy places the organism in Eukaryota, Metazoa, Chordata, Actinopteri, Cypriniformes, Cyprinidae.